GAGUGCAGCUGUCAGCGCGCACUAGGUGUGCAUCACCGUGGACCACCGCUCAGUAUCCGCGCGCUCUACUUACAGACACAGAGAUGUUGCAACGUUCUACCUGACUUUCUUAUACGUUUUUCUGCUGUUUGCACGUGAAAUAGCGCGAGUUCCGUUGCCUGCGAGCCAAAAGGAGUGAGCGGGUUAUCAUGAGUUGUCUGGAUGUUAUGUACCCGGCUUAUGGUCAUUACACACCGUACGCGCCCAAAGCUUCAGCGUUCAUUAGCACUUUACCGGCACCCAUUGGUCUGAGAAGCCCCUUAUCUCGCUGUAGGGAUCCGAUGGACAGCGUGGGGGCCACAUGCUGCUCUGAGAGUGUUCCGGUGUCUGCCAGGAGCUCCAGCUCGGGGGGUCCGUCCCCAUCGCCGUAUCCCUCAGCCGGACAGAUGGAGCAGGCUACAAAGGACAAGGAGGUCGGGGAGGCGGAAUACCUGAGCUCGCGAUGCAUCCUAUUCACCUAUUACCAAGGGGACAUUAGCAGUGUGGUGGAUGAACAUUUCUCCAGAGCUCUCAGCACCUACAUGGAGGCAGAGGGCAAAAAGAGGCAAAGCGAUCCUAGCACAGACGCUUCGUCCUCGAGCAGCCGGCGCAGUUUCCCUCCAUCGUUCUGGGACAGUAACUACCCAUCUCCACUCAGCCGACCACACUGUGAUCCCGCAGGUGCUCCCACAUAUGCUAUGGACCCGUUCGCCCAGGCCCUGCACCCGGGUCUGUCUCACUCACAUGCUCACCCACACCCAUCAGAGUCCUGGAGUUUCUCUCAAAGCCAGCCCUAUGCUCCCCCACGGCCCCUCCAUGAACUGUACUCCCCUCCUGGGCUGGAUCCUCACUAUGGCCCCCUGCUGAUGCCCACUGUCCGGCCACCACAUCUCCCGGCGUUACCUGGGCAUUAUGAUGUAGGAAAGCUUGAACCCACUUCCACGUGGCCGGGACUGCUUCCGCCUGGGGAAGUGGCACAGAGCCUGGCCCUCAACAUGGAAUCGGGUCUCCAGCAUCACAAGAAAGGGAAGGAGCUCUACUGGUUUUAAUGAGAAGCCCUUUAUCGACCAUCCAAUUAAAGCCUGAGUUUGGCUCAUUGUAGCCGAACUGUUGUUUCUUUAGCCCCCACGCACAACGGCUCGGCACCAGCUCUGCACACGCUCUGAACACGCUCCAGGACUAUUUGUGUGCACCAUGGAGAUAUGAACAUAGGGUGAUGAGAGAAGGCCUGGGGGGAGGCAGGGGUGCUAGACUGCAUGGUCUCUCUCUCUCUCUCUCUCUCUCUCUCUCUUUUGAUCUUUUAUUUUCCCUCUUUUUGAUCUUUUUAUUUUUUAUUUUUAUUAAUUUAUUGUGUUGUUAAAAUCCAGCUUGACCUGUUUGGACAUUGAGAUGUGGAAUACAUUGAAUGGUACCGUGUACAGAAUGAGACAUGAUGGGCAGAUGACAGAUGGAUUGAUUAAUAAAAAAUAAAAAAAAUCUGGUAUUAACUGGCAAGCUGUACAUAUUCUUGCUCUUUUUUGUGGUGAUCGAACUACUAAGGAUGGCAAUUAUGUAUAAAAUUUUGUAUUAUAUCCUUGGUAUAAUUUUUUCAUUCUUGUAAAGUAUUAUUAUUUAUAUAUAGUAUUUAUGUGUUUCAAUUACAACACACUUAUGGCCAGUGCUGUUACCGGUAGUUUUUUUGUUUGUUUUUUUUGUCAUAGGCAAUGUACUAUGAAAACAGCUACAGUAAAUCUGAGAGAACUCAAAGAAUUAAUUAAUCGUGUCCAAUUAAAAGAUAUGAUUUCCCAAGUUAACGAGCCACUGUAUAGAACUGAUAAGGAUUUGUAGACAAGGAAUGUGUGGUAUGAUGUUGUACAGGGGAAGUCAUUUUUGUGUGUUUUUUUUUUUUCUAUGUGUGGGUCACUUUAUUGAACUGCUGAUAAUGAAUACAUUUGCUAUGUUAAGCUUAAAAAGUGCUUGUAUGUCAAUAUUAAACAUCCAUUUAAAUAUGGUAUCAUGUUCCUGUCAUAGCCUAGUACCCCUCGCUAUGGAUAUGAAAUAGUACACUGUAAAAAGUGCUAACCUGCAAUUGUUACCUUAAGGAUUGAGGAUGCUCUUAGGAACCUUCAAUGCAGAUGACAUUUUUUUUGUAGCCUUCCCCAAAUCUGUACCUCGACUCAGUCCUGUCUCUGAGCUCUGCAGGCAGUUCCUUUGACCUCUUGGGUUGGUUUUUGCUCUGAUAUGCAUUUUCAGCUGUGAGACCUUAUAUAGAUAGGUGUGUGCCUUUCCAAAUCAUGUCCAAUCAAUUGAAUUUGCCACAGGUGGACUCCAAUCAAAAUGUAGAAACAUUUCAAAUAUGAUCCAGAGAAAUGGGAUGCACCUGAGCUAAAUAAGAAAAGUUAUCAAAAAUAUGUUUUUUGCUUUGUCUUUAUGGGGUAUGGAGUGUAGAUUGAUGUGAAAAAAAUAAUUUCAAGCAUUUUAGCAUAAGACUGCAACAUAAAAAAUGUGAAGGGG
Molecule: messenger RNA, 2511 nt
Organism: Myxocyprinus asiaticus (Chinese sucker)
Lineage: Eukaryota; Metazoa; Chordata; Actinopteri; Cypriniformes; Catostomidae
Gene: vgll2b
Product: vestigial-like family member 2b
Exons: 4
Coding region: 189-1067 (292 amino acids)
Biological process (GO): regulation of transcription by RNA polymerase II
Cellular component (GO): nucleus
Source: RefSeq, a predicted model, not a curated record